This is a messenger RNA of Macrosteles quadrilineatus (aster leafhopper), 3758 nucleotides long. RefSeq names its product amyloid-beta-like protein (gene Appl). The transcript has 13 exons. NCBI's taxonomy places the organism in Eukaryota, Metazoa, Arthropoda, Insecta, Hemiptera, Cicadellidae. The record is from RefSeq and is a predicted model, not a curated record. Gene Ontology annotation, cellular component: neuronal cell body; membrane; neuron projection. The coding region runs from base 118 to 2184 and encodes 688 amino acids. Gene Ontology annotation, biological process: central nervous system development; axonogenesis. Gene Ontology annotation, molecular function: transition metal ion binding; heparin binding.
AUUUUGUUGUGUAGUAGUACGUGCAAGUGAGGCGGGGAGUUUGUUCGGAGUGUAGUGCGUGAAAUUCUGAACUUUCUUUCUUUUUAGUAGUGAAGGGGAAUAUUUCCCCCUAAGAUUAUGAUUUCUAGGAAAAACCUCUUUGAAAUGUUUGCCGUGUUGUGCUAUUGCUUGUUUAGCUUCAGCCAGUUUCUGCAUGAAGUAAAGGCGGCUGAUGUGCCAGCGGCUCAUUUUGAGCCGCAGGUGGCGAUGCUGUGUGACAGCAAGGGUGAUCAGCCGUACCGCAGCCAGUACAUGACAGAGGGUGGACAUUGGGCUACAGACCUCGUACACAAAGUUACCUGUUACAAAGAGAAACUGGACAUCCUUGAAUACUGCAAAAAGGUGUACCCCAAGCACGACAUCACCAACAUCGUGGAGUCAUCACACUUUGUCAAGGUGUCCAACUGGUGCCGCAUCGGUCACUCCAAGUGCAAGCACACUGACUGGGUCAAGCCCUAUCGAUGUCUAGAAGGCCCGUUCCAGAGUGACGCUCUGCUGGUCCCAGAGAACUGUUUGUUUGAUCACAUCCACAACCAGACUCGGUGCUGGGAGUUUGACCGCUGGAACCAGACUGCUGCGCAGAGUUGUCAGGACAGAGACCUCAGUCUGCGCUCCUUCGCCAUGCUGCUGCCCUGCGGAAUAUCACUGUUCAGUGGAGUGGAGUUUGUCUGCUGUCCAACCAAAGAUAAAGUAACAAUGAAGAAAGUCCUUCCACCAGCUCUGCCGGAUGUGUUUGACAAUGUUGAUGACGGUGACGACACUCUGGAUGAUGAAGCCGAUGAUGACAUUGACGAUGAUGAUGACGACGAUGAUGACGAUGACUACGACAGCUACGAUGACAACAGUAUGACUGUGAGCUCCAGCAGCACAAGUACCACAACAAGCACCACCACGACGGUCCCGCCACGUCCUACGACAGGUCUGCCAACCCCGGACCCGUACUUCACACACUUUGACCCUCGUCAGGAACACCGAGCCUACAAGGAGGCGCAGCAGAGAUUGGAAGAGAUGCAUAGGGAGAAAGUCACUAAGGUGAUGAAGGACUGGUCAGAUCUGGAGGAGAGAUAUCAAGACAUGAGGACCAGCGACCCUCACAUGGCCGAGCAGUUCAAACAGAGGAUGACUCUCAGGUUCCAACAGACAGUGCAGAGUCUUGAGGAGGAAGGAGCAGCGGAGAAGCAUCAGCUGGUGGCAAUGCAUCAACAGCGAGUGAUGGCUCACAUCAACCAGCGCAAGAAGGAGGCCAUGAUGUGCUACACUCAGGCACUCAAUGACAGCCCACCCAACACACACAGAGUACAGAAGUGUCUACAGAAGUUGUUGAGGUCGCUGCACAAGGACCGUCAUCACACCAUCUCCCACUACCGCCACCUGCUGGGCUCCAGUCUGGAGCAGGCUGAGAGAGAGAAGGCCAUCACCCUGGAACACCUGGUGGACAUUGACCACACAGUCAACCAGUCCCUGCAGAUGCUGCAGAGAUACCCAGAACUGUCUGCCAAGAUCUCCCAGCUGAUGCAGGACUACAUACAGGCUCUCCGCAGCAAAGACGACACGCCAGGCUCUCUACUGUCCAUGACACGUGACGCUGAGGCUGCCAUCCUGGACAAGUACCGGGCAGAGGUCACAGCCAUGCAGCAAGACAAAGAGCGUGAACGUGUGUUGGAGAAGCAGCGCAAGGAGUUGCACAAGCGGGAACGAGUGGAGUUGCGUGAGGAGAAGGCCCGAGCUCUGGAGAGUGAAGCGGAGGGAGAGACAGAAGGGGAAGGCAGCACAACUGCCACUGCUGCUCCACAGCCCCCUGCAGUAGCUGCCCCUGCAGUUCUUACGCAGCCACGAGUGUCCAACGUGAUGGCGCACGACAUCAGUCACCGCGAGCCCGUCAGUCACACCUACUCGGUGAGGAGGGAAGUUUACCAUCGUGAGACCAAGAGUGUGUACUUCACUCUGGCGUUUGCUGGCAUCGCUCUCAUGGCCGCUAUUGUCAUUGGCGUGGCAGUCCUGCGCCGCCGCAAUGCUCGCUCUCCUCAGAAUCAGGGUUUUGUGGAGGUAGACCAGGCAGCAACACCUGAGGAGCGCCAUGUUGCUAACAUGCAGAUCAACGGAUACGAGAAUCCUACAUACAAGUACUUUGAAGUCAAGGAGUAAUAGGUCCAGUGUGCAGGCGUUACCACUCAGCCAUAUGUAUAUUUUGUACCUCCGUUUGCCGUUAGUCUAGAAGAGAUCAUAUUAUGAGGGUCAUAUUUUGAUAUCUAACGCUGCAUAGAGGAACAGUAAUACUUUUUUGUGCCAUACCAUCGGAAUCUCAAUUUGAUGACUCAAGAAUUUUGUUAACUUUAGUUUACUAAUACGAUCAGUAUUUAUAUGUAGCUAACAUUACUAAGUAUACUUUUUUUACUUUUAUAUUAUAUUUUGGUUUUACAAUUUUUAGCAUUUGAUCCAAAUGUGACAUAUUUAUGUUUAAGAUUAUUUUCUAAAGUAUUUUUAUUUUGUAUUAAGGUUUAUUACCGUUGUACAAGUAACUGUAAAGUAGCAUUACAACGCCUAUGAUGCAGCUUGCAAUACUCAUUAUCAAAUUAACAUGACAAAAGUGGUAACUACCGAGGCCGAGGCGGUGUUCCUCUAUUCAGCCUCCUGUUGUACAAUGCCGAGUGUUUCUAGUUGUGUUCUGUCGUAGUGUUGGGUGUUGCUUUCCUCUCUGUUCAUGUUAGUAUAGGCAGCAUAUCGUAUAAACUGUAAUAUACCACUGUAUGUAUCUAUGUCGGGAGCUGACCGUUUGUAAGCUUAUCCUCUUAGAGUAUAUUUUCUCUCACGUUUUCUUUUAUAAGUAAUUUUUCCUACUGUUAAGGCAGCUUGAGAUCAACAAUGUGAUUAUUUUUAUAGUGUUUGUCCCAAAUUGAUUAGUUUGUAGAAUCCUCUGUGGAUUUUUUCAGCGGUUUGAAUUGCCGCACACAAUAACUAUUGUAAACUGACCGGUGUCAGGUCUGGGUCCCGGGAGGAGAUUGCGGCACAAGACUUAUGAGGAAAACUCCAGGAGAGUUGUGUAAUGUUGAGGGGAUCCGAGAUCACUCUAUAGGUUAACGCUUUCUUUUAGAUUAGCUUUAAGUAUGCACUGUAAGAUGUAUGAAAGUCACUUAAUGUUCGAGUCUUUUUAAUUUUAAUUAUUGACGUUUAACCCUUUUUGGUUAGUUUGAUUAACAGCAACCUCUAAUAUUCUAAAUAAAAGUUAUCUCCGCUGAUGGAAUUUUUAAGCGUUGUUUUAAUAAUUUUAAGAGACGUUAAAUUUUUAAAAAGUACUAAAUAUCGAUUUGUUUCACUACAAAGUAUUCAGUAUUACCUUAUAUUUAAAGAUGCAAUAUUUGCAAAGAGAUUUGUACUCCAAUUUAAAUAUAUAUAUCAAUUUUAGUGUGUAGUCUCGAUAUGUAAAUAGUACGUUUUUCAGGCAUUCCACUAGCUUCUCUUACAUUCCGAUUUGUACAAGAAUCAGUCUUUGACACUGGCGCCAUGUCCUGGUACAAUGUCCUAUCUCGCACGUAACCGUAAACGUACACCCUCUGUGACCGUAACCGUUCUCACGUUGUUAGGAUCUAGGCUACGUGUUAGCAUGAUGGCAUUUUGUAACCGUCAACUAAAAUGUCCACUAGUUAUGUCCAGGAGAGAUUGUAUUUCUUGAUAUUUUAAUUACUGUAAUUUAUUUAUUAAAAUAAAUAAUGAUAUUAGUA